AUAACCGUCAGAAAGAAUUGAGAGCUCGGGCUCGCAUAGUACCUACCUUGCCAAACCAGGCUAACCCACCAUUGAAACAAUACGCGUUCAGUGUCAUACUUGUUCACAAUACGGGACAGUCGCCACAACAAUCUCAGUGCUUCCGAAGAAGAUGGAGUUGCAAAUUGAGCAAGUUCUCAACAGAGACCAAAGAACCGCCAAGUCGACACACUCAUUAGACCAAGACGAUUGCUGUCGCAAUUACACACAGAGCCAAUUGGAGCAACCCAUAACACACCACCAUGCCAAGCGAAGAUUCGCUGCGACUUCUUCGGACGGCGCUCCUCAAAAUAGUUCCUUAACAAGUAUUUGCCAUAAUCAGUAUUUUUUCACAACCGCAAGACUGCCGUAUCAGACUGAGGUGCCAUGUGAAUGUGGUAACAGAGUGAACUAUCAUCCGGAAGUCAGCGAGAUCACAUCGGCCCGCUUUAGAUCCCGCCGCAAACAAGUCUUCAGUCUACUUCUAUUCACAUACGUGUCGUUCCUAGUUUUGCCUUCUAUUAGCAGUACACCCAUAGCGCCCAGUUCUAGGUCAGCGUCUAUCGGAACCUCUCAAAUGGACAACGAGAACGACUCUCUCCUUCGAAAUCUGAUUCCUGCUCAUCGCUCUGCCUUCACAGCACUAGGAGUCGCUAAAGAGCUAAAAACCUACUUCUUGAGCCUCAAGCCUGCUGACCUCGAGAAGAUCUACAAUGAGAUCAGAUUCCCUAGAUUGCCGUCUUAUCCGCUCUACAAUAUGUCUGAUGAAGAAAUAGUUGAGAUGAAAAAUGUGCUGGAUAAAACUGACCCUAAAACAGCAUUCCGUAGUGUUCUGCACGACAUUGAAAUUGUCCAAAUAGUGUACAAUGUGAUUGCGGAUAGCUUUGAGAAGCACCCCCUGAAAGCCCCAUCUGUGGAAAAUAAUUUUGAUUUCAUAGAGAAGUGCAAAGUUAUGAGGGGUUUAUUGUCCAACGUUAGGAUCGAUCUGUCUGAAUUUGUCGCAAUCAAACCAGAGGAUGAAGAUGAGGCGCCUGAAAUUAUUACCAAUGAAAUGAUAGAUCAGAUGUCCGAAACACAGAAAGUGGACGUCGAUUGGAUGGUUCUUCGAGCUCUGGUCGAAGUGUUGGAGUACACUGCUAUGCUUUUUGAGCACUACAAAGUGCCAACAGAAUAAAUGAUGGCGAGAAUUGGGAUUUUUUCUAUACUACUCAAAAUUGAUUUCUAUAGAGUGGACAUUUUCGGAUUUUUAUCAAGCUGGAUCUAAUCAUCUGGAUACUUGAAAUCUAUUUCGCCGAUAACCUACCUGGGCUAUUAUAAAAGUAUUUCGCUUAUCUUUAACCUAGGACUUAUUUAUUAUUUUGUAUGUAUUUUUCAUAUUUAUUUUCAUAAUUGUAGUUUCUUUUCGUAUAUUGUACUUGUAUUGUAUUUUUGAAUAACAUUUUUACAUCAAACUUACUACUAGUGUCCUAUUUACAACGAAAUCGUGCAUAGUUUUAAAAAGUAUGAUUAUUUUACAAAUAUAGUUUAUAUUUUUAUACAGGGUGAGCCACAGAACUGCUAAAGUUAAAUUAUAGGAAUAGGUGUCUCUUAUAGUGUGGGUGGAGAUGACAAAAUUGACUAAUAUUUAAUUGUGAAUUUCUUUUCAUAAAUUUAGUUAUACACCCCAAUCCCAUUGUUACCCUUUUGUGGUGAAACUUAACAGUGGAAGUACUGGUAGGAAUUAAAUUGUAUUCAUUGUAGAUAUUUUAUCGAUUAACUGAACUUAGCAUAACUUUGACUAAGAGUGUUGCCGUUAGAUCGUGCACUUUAUUGAUUUUUAACUGUGAUACUCUCUGAUUGAAUAAAGCUGUGUUUGUUUUUA
Dendroctonus ponderosae (mountain pine beetle) is the source of this 1879-nucleotide messenger RNA. RefSeq lists its product as uncharacterized. The coding region runs from base 152 to 1192 and encodes 346 amino acids. The record is from RefSeq and is a predicted model, not a curated record. The transcript has 4 exons. NCBI's taxonomy places the organism in Eukaryota, Metazoa, Arthropoda, Insecta, Coleoptera, Curculionidae.